Messenger RNA from Penicillium soppii, 1476 nucleotides. RefSeq names its product WD repeat protein. Gene Ontology annotation, molecular function: protein binding. The transcript is spliced from 2 exons. NCBI's taxonomy places the organism in Eukaryota, Fungi, Ascomycota, Eurotiomycetes, Eurotiales, Aspergillaceae. Bases 1 to 1476 code for a protein of 491 amino acids. Gene Ontology annotation, biological process: protein polyubiquitination; proteasome-mediated ubiquitin-dependent protein catabolic process; transcription-coupled nucleotide-excision repair. The record is from RefSeq and is a predicted model, not a curated record. Gene Ontology annotation, cellular component: nucleotide-excision repair complex; Cul4A-RING E3 ubiquitin ligase complex.
AUGAAUUCCUAUCUGCUCAACAGAGCCCUCGGGUCUAUAACCCCAGAUGACUUUCAUGUCGCUCAAACAACCAGACUAGUGCACAGCAUCGAGCCGGCUCCCGGUAUAAGAUUCUCCAGCCGCAAAUCAUUGACACCAACAGACCGAUCCCAGGAUGAUGUGGCGCCUUUGGAUCAAGAGCUCGAUGCUUCAGCAGAGGUUUCCGCUCAUAAAUCUGGCGUUAACUGCCUGGCUGUUGAUCAGUUUGAUGGUCGAUAUAUGAUAUCGGGCGGUGCCGAUCCAUCAAUCCAUCUCUGGGACCUGGAAACAAGAAACUCAGAACUUGAGCAUGUCCAUCAGUCUUGCGCGUCAGUCAACAAAUCAUCCCAUCCUGAUGCGCACACGCAUGCGAUUACCUCCCUCUCGAUAUACCCGUUUGAUCCGGUCCCUUCGACAAUAUUCUCGACAGCACACGAUGGCACAUUGAAAUUGUCAGCGCUACAAGCGCCCUCCAUCACACCUGUUCAUACAUUUAAUCUGGACUGCACGCCGUUUUCGCACUCGUUCUCUUCACAGCCCGGGUCAACGUUACUUGUCGCAGUCGGCACAUCCGAACGAUCGGUACGGCUGGUAGACUUGCGGUCUGGACUAUCGACGCAAGGAUUACCGGGACAUAAUGGCGCGGUUUUGUCAGUUGCGUGGGCUCCUCACCGACCACACUUGCUGGCUUCUGGCUCGGUUGAUAAUAAGGUCAUCAUCUUCGAUGUACGUCGCGGGGGACACAAUUCUGCUAUCGCGACCUUGGACAUGGACGAUCCGGUGGGACUGGUCGCUCCAGGCACAGGGUCCGCACCUGCAUCUUACGAGAGUCGCCUGGCCUUUUCUCGACACGCCCGUGCUCAUAAUGGCCCUGUGACAGGGGUACGCUGGACGUCUAAUGGCAGCCAUAUCGUUACAACAGGACAAGACUCGCGGAUCCGAGUCUGGGACUCUGGGACGGGUGCUAACACACUCGUUCAUUUCGGUCCUCGUGUUCGUAAUAGCUCUACGUCUCAUCUGGCAGAACGGGCGCCAUUGGUUGUCCCUAGGGGCUACAUGAGCUUGGGUCACGAGACGUUGCUCUGGCCCAACUUCAAUGAACAGGAUGAUCGCGGUGAGAUUUUAAUGUUCGAAUUCCGCGAGGGAACAUUCGUUAAGCGUCUCCGGGUGCCUGGAGUUAUGGUUGGGUCACAGAACGUCCGCGGGCGCUCGACUGCUCUCAGCGCCGCACGGGUCAACGAUCUUGUUUGGCGUGGCAACGGUGGUUCAGGAGAGGGGAUAGAACUAUUUUCGGCACAUGGCGACGGAACCAUCCGAACAUGGGCAUCUCGUGAGCCAGACGGCGAGCCUAAUGAGGCUGACACAAAAGCUGUAGCAGAUCGCAAAAGGAAGCGAGAUGUUCUUGAAGAAUUAUCCCGAGGAUUCCUCGAGCCUGAUCAACCCAGUCUACGAAUUUGA